Haliotis rubra (blacklip abalone) is the source of this 4810-nucleotide messenger RNA. Its product is annotated as cell cycle control protein 50A-like. Lineage: Eukaryota; Metazoa; Mollusca; Gastropoda; Lepetellida; Haliotidae. The record is from RefSeq and is a predicted model, not a curated record. The transcript has 10 exons. Gene Ontology annotation, cellular component: plasma membrane; Golgi apparatus; endoplasmic reticulum. The coding region runs from base 26 to 1105 and encodes 359 amino acids.
CGCUGCAGUCUAGCCUGUUUGGACGAUGGCGACGAAUUCACCUGAGUCUCCGACAGAAGAAAAACCAGCGAGUAAAAAGCCUAAAGAUACAAAGUUCAAGCAGCAGAAACUUCCAGCAUGGCAGCCGAUCCUAACAGCGAACACUGUUCUCCCGGCAUUCUUCGCCAUCGGCAUUGCCUUCAUCCCCCUCGGCGUAGCCCUGCUCGUCACAUCGGAUAAUAUACGUGAAUAUGUGUUAGACUACACCAGCUGUAACAACACCAACAUGCCCAACCAGACGUGCUCCAGCUUCCUGAGUGACCCCAACACCACCACCUACCACAAGACCUGCACCUGCAAACAGACCGUGUCACUUGACAAUUUUGAGGGCAAGGUGUACAUGUAUUACGGACUCACCAACUUCUACCAGAAUCACCGUCGCUAUGUCAGAUCACGUGAUGACAACCAGCUCAAUGGACAGAACAUUGCAGCUGGCAGUCUGAACCAAGACUGUGAUCCAUACAGGCUUCUCAACGGCUCCGGUAUUGCUCCUUGUGGCGCCAUUGCAAACAGUCUCUUCAAUGAUUCGUUCACGUUGUCCUACAAAACAAACGGUACAGCAGAGAAUGUCGAUAUGUUGAAAACCGGAAUCGCUUGGGUGUCGGACAAGACAGUGAAAUUUCAAAACCCGGCUUCCUGGUCCGGUUUCACCAAGCCCCCCAACUGGCUCAAUCCAGUAUGGGACCUUGACACUGAGGCCAGCAACAAUGGGUACGUGAACGAAGACCUGAUCGUGUGGAUGAGAACAGCAGCCCUCCCCACCUUCCGCAAACUGUAUCGACGUAUUGACCACAAGGGAACAUUCAGUGGGGGACUUCCUGCUGGAGACUAUGAGAUCACCAUCACUUAUGCAUAUCCUGUAGAGGCGUUUGGUGGAACAAAGAGCAUCAUCCUUACAACCACAUCCUGGCUGGGCGGCAAGAACCCCUUCCUGGGUAUCGCCUACCUCGUUGUGGGCAGCUUGUGCAUCGUCCUCGGCAUUGUAUUCCUCAUCAUACACCUCAAGUUUGGCAAGAAAAAAAGUCAAGAUAUUUCGUUUACAAUAGACACAAUGUUUGGUCCAUGAAUGUUCAUUCAUCAUGUUCAUUCACUUUGACAUAGUGACAUGACCAGCGUGACCAACCGUGACGCCUACUAGAACAGGAACGAGAACAGCAGGAACACUGAGGUCAUGACCUCAACAUUAUAAGAAGAUCUCCAACCACAGUUGUUGUUUUUAUCAAAACAGUUUGUGUGUGAAAAGCCUUCAGAACAUAUUCUUUUCUCUAAAAUUAUAUGGAAGAUUUUUUUAAGCUCUUGUUAUAAACUUAUAGUUUCUGGAAUGCAAAGUCAGAGCUUACCACUAGCCAACUAGCCUGGGACUAGUACCCUUUUCGAUAUGCUAGUACAAAUGUCUCAAUUUAAGCAUUUUAACAUUAAAAGGGGAUUAUAUAUUUAUCAGCCAAGUAAAACAUUCGAGUUCUGGCCCAAUGAAUUCUUUUUGAAUCACAAUAUUUAUAAGGUUGGUGGUUGAAAUAUGACAACAUUCAAGACGCAAGUAUAUCUUUGAGUGAUGUGUUUAACGAACUGUGGGUAGUUAGAAAUUAAGAAAAAUAAAAAAUGAAGAAAGUAAAGUGUCAUUAGGUCACAAUCUUAGUGAGUUUGAUGACGGAAUUGGUUAAAGGCUUUGUUGAUAUAAAGAUUUUACAUUAGUCUAAUUUAUUGGUGGUUGAUCCAAAGACCAAGUUUAACUCCAAGAAUCUUCAUUGGUAUUUCUGAAAUAGACCAUAUACUGAAGGAAAUAUGUAAGGGAACAGAUAUGAAUAUAAUCAUGAUUGAUGUAAUGUUUAGUUUGUUGCCAAACCUUGGGUAUGUUUGGUAACAAUGUGAACAUACCAGAUAUUGACUUUGGUAAUUUAUUUGACACAUCUUCAUGAAUUCAAGUGUUUAGUGUUCUGCUUUGUUUCUAUGUGUUGCCAGAAUUCUUUCCAUCAGUAUAUCUGGUGUUUUUUGCCUUGUUUUGUCUAGUUAGCACCUUUACUACAUCACCAUGGUAACUGUGGAAUGCUUUGAUUCCUAUUCUGGUUACUGGGAUAAGACACUGAUCAUAGCCAUAUUCUCACUUAACUUUUCUAUUAUUGUCCUUGACAUGAUCAUGAAACAUGUCAUUUAUGAAUUAUCUUUUAUCUGAAUUAUCUUUUAUGUGCACGUGUGAACUAAACUUUUUCCUUCAAGAAAUAGAUUGUAUAUCUUAAUCAUUGAUCUUUCAAAAUUUCUAAAAUGAUUAUCUAAAUAGUUUUAUAUAGCUUCUUUGACAUUCUGUACAUUAAAUUUGUAGGUUUAGAAUGCAUUCUUUAAUAUUUACACUUCUUAAAAUCAUAAAAACUCUUAAGUAAUAUUCAUGUUUUGUCUCACAAAUCAAACCAUAUUUUUUAAUUUACUCAGUCCUUUCAAUGGCUACUGCUGAAUAUGUGCUGACUUUUAUAUAUGUGUGAAGAGUUCCAACAAUUCUUUAAGAUGAUGUAAAUCAUUUGGGAAAUAUUUGUAUAACCAUUAUUUGAAUUUCAUGUGUACACUUUUAAAAAAUUUGAGGAUCAGGCAAAUCAUGUUAAUCUGCAAUUUCUCCAGCCUAUGUAAUCGGUUGUAAGCUAUUACCAAUCAUUUCCGUGAUAUGUAUUUUCAUGAUUGUUGUUUAAUCCUAAUGCUUCAGUCGGAUGUGUCUGUGAUCUGUAAUAGUUGUGCAAUAAGAUGCUCAUUCUUACUAUCAAAAUUUCUUUCAAAUUUCUAAUUAUAUGUCUCAGAAUGGUUAACGAGUGAACAGCCUGGCCAUGUAUUAUGGUGACUAAAACAGCAACCAGCAAUUAAUGAUUUGUACAUUCUGAUGAACUACAUCAUUGUUGUGUUUGGAACAUAUGGUUGCAGUGUUUCAGUUACGUUUGAGACAUUUUGGUAAAAGGCGAUUUUCAAGUGCGUACUUUGGCCCAGCAGUUCAUCAGAUGCUUGGAGUAAGAUAACUGAUAACUGGGUGCCGAUGUCCCCUGAUGUCAAGGAUCUUAGCUUGUGCUAUGAACUUUACACAGAUUCAGUUAUUUAUUAUUCUUGUGACCACAGUUAUAAAGCUGGAUAUUUAACUGACUGGCACAAUAGACGUUUAGCAGGGUAGUUAUGUUUCUUAGUAACGUCAGGAUCUGCAGAUUCAGACAGAUCAUGAUCUUGAUACAUCAACAUCCCCUGCUCUUGGGCUUCUCCAAAGUGGUAACAGACCUGUGUCCCUUCUUGCUGUACUCCUUUGUUACGCUGGAUGUAGAUGAAAUAUUCUUCAAAUGGCUUAAAUCACAAACCUUUUGGAAUUGAAUGAAUCUAUUGAACUGAUCUUUUUUACAUUCCAUUCCCAAAUAUAGGUAAUCUGCAGUUCAGUUCAGUGAGAUGGCUGAUGUUGUCUAGUCUCCAUUAAGCUGCGUCUUGCACCAAGGGUCACUGGACAUUGCGAUCUCAUUUCGUAAGCCAGGACAAAAACUAUAAAGUUAAAAACAUUGUCUGUGAAAUUGUACAUUUGCAGAAACAGUUCUUUCAAUAAUAAAUACUCUACAGUCAAUCAUCUAAAGCUUUUCUGAUAUUGAAUGUCACCUCAAUAUUCCUCCAGUUCUUGGCAGAGAUGCUCUCAUCACAAGAAGCAGAGUCAUUAUUAAACUACAAUUUUGAUUUGAUUAAAGUCUGUUUAUAGUAAUCUGUAUUGUACUCUACAUCAGGCAUGUAAGUAUAGGGUGUAUGUAUGUUGCUAUGAGUAGCUGGUGUAAUAAAUAUAACUUGUAUUGUGUACAUGAUGAUAAUGAGUUUAUCCCGAUAAUGGAGCUCUUUGUACUGUGUAGAUAUCCCUUGGCUGUACAUCUUGCUUGCCUCUUUAUUCUGUUCGCACAUCCUUGUCAUCAUUGGUGAAAUGUUACCUCCUCUCUUUGUUUACCACAUUGCUACUGCUAUAAACAGUUGCGCACUGUACAUAUGCUACAUAUUAGCCCAUGUCCCAUACCCACAUCGUGUAUGGUGACAGUAUUGUACUUUGUCAAUAUCGGACCAUGGAAAGUGUUUGAAAUAUUUCUCAUCACCUUUCCUGUUAAAACUCUCAGUUCAUUAACGCAAUCAAUAAUUUACAUGAAUCUAUCUAUCCAAGUAAACACUUUGGAUUUUUACAAAUCUCAGUAUAGCAGUGUAACGAAUAAUACUGAGCCUAAGUUUACUUAGACUACUUUCCUCCGUGUUUUCUCCCAAUUAAGGUAUGACCUUGUGAUCUAGUUUUAAUUAAAAGUGUAAAUAUUUUCUUAUGGCCUCAGUGAGAUCAAAAAUGAACAGUGAAAAUAUCAUUUUAAUUGUGACACUAAAAGCAAAGAGAUUAUGAAAAACAAACAUCUUUCCAAUAUAUUGAUUAUGAUGCAGCAUAUUUAGAAGAAACUUUUAUUCAGAGUGAAUAAACUGAAUUAAAACAUGAAUAUUUUUGUUAUCGAACAUGUAUAUGUAAAACAGGAAUAGAAAAGCAGUGAUUGUUUCCCUCGUCUAUUUGAACUGUGUGGGCCAAACAAACAGGAAGUGAAUCUCCAAGGCCACCAGCUAUCCCGCGGAGCAAUGUAACCUUGACAUUUUCAGUUUUCUCACAAUCACCUCCCCUUCCCUUUCUUCAUAAAAUACUUGUAUGGUUGUACAUAGCAAUCGUUGUCACUAUGAUUUUAAUUUAUGUCAAUGUAUACAUUUCGUUUGGUAAUUAUCACUUGUUAUGUUUUCAAUAAAUCUAUUCUGCGAA